CUCUCAGCGCUGGUUUAGUCUGGCUCGCCCCCAGUUGCUGCAUUUGUCCCGGGAUGACCUGUUGAUGUCGGUAGCUAAAAUAUAGUAAGAUUUCUGUAGUGGUGCUGGCCAUUGCGUCAUGGCUCAGACCCUUCAGAUGGCGAUUCCCAAUUUCGGCAACAACGUCCUGGAGUGUCUGAACGAGCAGCGUCUGCAGGGUCUCUACUGCGACGUGUCGGUGGUGGUCAAGGGCCAUGCCUUCAAGGCGCACCGGGCCGUGCUGGCGGCCAGCAGCUCCUACUUCCGCGACCUGUUCAACGCCAGUGGCGGCGCCGGCAACAAGACGCCGGUGGUGGAGCUGCCGCCCGCGGUCCAGCCGCAGAGCUUCCAGCAGAUUCUGUCCUUCUGCUACACGGGUCGCCUGAGCAUGAACGUGGGCGACCAGUUCUUGCUCAUGUACACGGCGGGCUUCCUGCAGAUCCAGCAGAUCAUGGAGAAGGGCACCGAGUUCUUCCUGAAGGUCAGCUCGCCCAGCUGUGACUCGCAGGGCCUGCACGCCGAGGAGGGGGCGCCGCCGUCCGAGCCCCAGAGCCCUGUGGCGCAGACCACAGUGGGGGUCAGCGUUGGCGGUGGUGGUGGGGGAGGAGGAGGAGGUGGGGUCGACCAGCCACGGUCGAGCAGCCGGCCGGCGUCCUGCCUGACCCCGCUGCCGCUGGUGUCCAAGGUGAAGACGGAGCAGCCGGAGGCGUCGCCCUACUCGGUGGUGUGCACACCCGUGGCCAAGCGCCUCUGGGAGGGCGGCAACCGGGGCGAGAGCGGUGGCGGCUCGGGGGGGUCGGGCGGCAGCAUGCGCAAGGCGGCCCGCUUCUCCCAGGAGGCUGCCCGCGGCAGCUCCAUCCAGAGCAGCCUGGGCCUGGGCCUGGCGCUGGCGGGCAACGGGGGCGGCGCCGGCAGCAACGGGAACGGCACCAGCACGGCCACCCCCGAGGGCACCAGCCCGGGCAACCUCAGCGCCUACACCAGCGACUCUCCCAUCUCUUACCACGACGACGAGGAAGAGGAGGAGGUGGUGGACGACGGCACGGAGGAGCAGUAUCGACAGAUCUGCAACAUGUACACCAUGUACAGCAUGCUCAACAUGGGCGCAGCAGGUGAGAGCACACGCCAUGGGGCACCCCCAGCGACAGUGGCGGGCGAGCGCGUGGAGGCCCUGCCUGACCACUCCGAGACGCGGAGUCGGGGCCGAGGGCGGCAGGACCUGGCCUCUUUGCCCACGGAGCUCAUAGCACAGAUCGGCAACCGCUGCCACCCCAAGCUGUACGAGGAGGGCGACCCUGCCGAGAAACUGGAGCUGGUCUCAGGCACCAACGUGUACAUCUCGAGGGCCCAGCUCAUGAACUGUCAUAUCAGUGCAGGCACCAGACACAAGGUUCUCCUGCGGAGGUUGCUGGCUGCGUUCUUUGACAGGAGCACUCUGGCGAACAGCUGCGGAACCGGCAUCCGCUCCUCCACCAACGACCCCAGCCGCAAGCCUCUGGACAACCGCGUCCUGCACGCUGUCAAGUUCUACUGCCAGAACUUUGCCACCAGCUUCAAGGAGAGCGAGAUGAACGCCAUCGCGGCGGACAUGUGCACCAACGCGCGGCGCGUGGUGCGCAAGAGCUGGAUCCCCAAGCUGAAGCUGCUGAUGGCCGAGGGUGACGCCUACGCCAGCUUCCUGCCCGACGGGGUCAAGCUGGAGGCGGACGCGCUUGGCGCUGAGGGCGCCUUCGACCCAGCCGGCCUGGAGGGCGGUCCGGCCGGAGGCCCUGGCGAGGUGGGGGCCAGCGACUCCCUGCAGGACGUGGGAGGGGACAGCAGCUCCUUGUUUUAGGGGGCUAAACCUGUCGCCCCACCCCAUCCACCCCACCCCUCCUUCCACAACCACAGUCCGACCCAUCCCACACACACACACACACACACACACACACACACCCAACAUAUAUGCCGCUGCCGCCGCGCUGCUUCCGGCUCCCCUCCACCCCUAAAUGUCACGUACCCCAACCCUCCUGCCCUACUGUUGUGAUCUGACCAAGCCCAGCCCUGCCCAGCCCAGCCCAGCCCAACCUCCCCAACCCCCCCCAUUACUUGACUCUGGGUUCCGCUGCUUCUACCCAGGAUUGGUCCAGUCAGCCGGGUUCGAUGGAGGCGGUCCUCACAGGUACUGUCCGAGGAGGCAGUGGGUAGGAAUGUGAUUGGUCUCAAAAGGAGACAAGGGGAUGUUUUGAUGUUUUUUCCUCUUCUUUUGAUUACUAUUUUGUUUUGGUAACACGAAAAAGUCAAUGCUUACCCUUUUUGCACAGAGGCCCUCUUCCUACAAGCUUUGCUUUCAUUUUUUGUUUUGUUUUGUUUUAAUUGAUCGUUAUUAUAAUGUUGUCCUUUUAUUUACUCAAAGUCAGGUGAAUUCAUUUCAUUUAUUUCAUUACCUGACAGAAAAAAUACAUGUCAAAAAGACCCCCCACCCCACCACCACCACCCCCUCCUUUAUUUCACCAUUUCAUAUCAGAGGCGCUGAUGGUCAAGUGGAGAGUGUGGGUCAUGCCAGGCCCACUGCUCUGGUACUGGUAGUGGUACUGAAUGUAACUGGCAUGACGAUGUGUGCCAGUGUGCCCACCUCCCAGGAGGGAGAGAGGGCAGCGGGCACUGGAUGGACACAAGAUGCUCUGGGCAGAGAGGAGAGAUUCCUGUGGUGGAAGCACCUUCUCGUUCUCUCUCUCUCUCUCUCUCUCUCUCUCUCUCUCUCUCUCUCUCUCUCUCUCUCUCUCUACUCUAUUUUUUUCACUCUCUCUCAGUUUGUCAUCAUCUCCCUCGUCCCUGUCUCUAUCCCUCCUUUCCUUGUACUAUCAUCCGCGCCUCAGCUCUGGCCAGUCAUCACCUGCAGAACGAAGGAGUGGAGAAAGAGAACGUUUUUUUGCCCCCCCCCCACAUCUUCCCUCUUUUUCCACACGGCCCUGAUCUUGGUGAAGUGUCUGUGUGCGAAUCUGAUCGCAGACACCGUUGGAACCAGAGCGGAAAACCAAUGAACGAAAAAGAGAGGGACAUGGGUGGAGGAAAAACUGAAAAGGAAAUCGAGAGACUUGUCGUUGGGAAAAAAAGUAUUUAUCUAGACGCACCUUUACCAUGUGCACAGAGAGACCUAGAGAGAAAGAGAGGGAUUGUUCUCAGAUCUCUUUGCUUUUUUUUUCUUCCUUUUUUUAGUGCUUUUUUAACAUUUCCUUUUGUUUGACUGAAAUGUUUGUGAUGAGUAGUCUUGCAUAUGAGAUGAAACAAAAAGAGAGUAUAAAAUAUUUUUGCAUUAAGUGAUCUUAUCUAGGCCGGGUGGGCGCUUUAUACUUACUCGUCUGCCGUUCAGAACGGCGUGUUUAAGAGUUCCUGGUUUGGUCCCAGCUGUGGCAAUAUCGAGAGACCAUUGCUUAUUUGAUCGGUGGGUUUGGCUGUAUAGCUGAUGGGUGAUCAGUGCUUUUCUUACUUUAUAGCGACUGAUCCUGGAUCUGCUGGGCUAUUUUUACCCUGUGCUGACUUGGGUGCAUGACAGGACCGAGAGCUGACCUGAAAUCGGAAUGGUGUUCUAGAGAGCGCAUUUGCUGGUUGGUCUUAGACCUGGUUUAGAUCAGCUUCAGGCUAGUGACUGUCUAUAUAUGUGGCGUGUUGCUACAUUUUUAGAAUAGGGAUUCCGAGAUGACCCUACGCCCCUUUCCUUGAAUACACACUAUACAUGCGCGCGCGCACACACACACACCACCAUGCCGGAGGUGUGGAGUAAUCAGUGUGUUUGUGUGUGUAUAGGAAGGGGAAGGGGACUCUAGAGGUGGGACCUGGCCUCAUACUGUCUUAAAGGUGGGGCUUGAGCCCUAUUUAGGUUUAGGGGUAAAGCUGUGUUCCCAGGAAGGGUGAGUCUGUGUGGCUUUAUAUGCCUGUCUCACUUGUGUGUGUGUGUGUGCAUUGGGUGAGGGGAAAGUGGGGGCAGGCAGGAUUAGUGUUAAAAGUCAUGACUGACAGCUUGCAGACGUCUUUGUGUUUGGGCAGCUGUGUGUGUGUGUGUGUGUGUGUGUGUUCAAGGGCUGGCAUGCCAUUCAGUGUGGGUGUGGGCAACCAUAUGUGCACAUUCCAUGCAUAGAGUUGACUCUGUGUGCUAACUGUGUGUGUGCAUAAGAAAGCAGUACAUGUUUGGAUCUGUUUGCUGUUCCUGUUGGCCCUGUGUGUGUGUGCGCGUGUUGAUAGAAUAAGCAGAGUUAAACCAGAAUGUAGGUAAAGCAGUAAAGUUACAUUUGCAUAGCAGGACCUUGUUCUCUAAUUUCCAUGUCCAAAUUCGAGUUGUGCCUCUGUACCAUGCACAAGUACUGUGUUUGUCACACACACACACACACACACACACACACACACACACACAUACAUACAUGUACACACAAAGAGAAGCUCCAGUGUACUCAGCUGGGCUCUGCCUAGCUAAGUGUCCCCUCUCUCAGCUCCUUCCUUUACCUUUCAUUUAGGCUCAGUCAUAUGGCUUUAAAGAAGCAUGGUGUUUUUAAAAGCACAUUGUCUCUACAGAGGGGUGUGAGAACAUUUUCCACUGAGGUGUAUGUGUGUUUGUGUGUGAGUGUGAGUGUCUCUCACUUGGCUUUAUCUCCAGUGCUAUGUGAUGUGACCUAAUUUUAGUGAUUUGCACCUUUACUGUUUGCACUGCUUUAGUGUGUGUGUGUGUGUGUGUGUGUGUGUGUGGACAGGAGAUGUUUGUGCCACAGUAGGGGUAUCCUUUCUGGGGAUGCAGCUGAUGUGCCUGAUGAUAAUUCGGUGUCUUUCCUAGUGGAGCUGUGGAGCUUUGUGCACCUUUUUCAUAGUCGGAACUAGUGCUUUUUGCACCUUUUUGUAGAGGACUGUAGGGGGCCAUGCACCUUUAUUUUGUAGAUUCAAAGUGAGAUGGUUUCUGGACUAAACCAAUGGAUUUGUGUGUGUGUGUGUGAGAGAGAAAGAGAGAGUGUUUGUGGGUCUUUGUGAAAGAGGGAGAGUGUGUGUGUGUGUGUGUGUGUGUGUGAGACUGCCAGAGGCUCCUUGAAAACAGGACACAGUCUUGUCUUUGAGAACGUAAUGUGCAGUGUAAAUAUUGAAAGGAUUGUUGAGCUGAUUUUUACGAUGUUUUAGACUUCUGUUUUGUAGGACUUGUGAGAUUUGUCAAUAUGAAUUCUUUUUUUAGAUGUCAUUUCCCCUCUUUUUUUCCUAGUUUUUGCCUCCUAGAUGUUUUGUUUUCUUUCCUUGUUUUUUGAAACGUGUAUAGACUAAAGAUACUGAGUGGAGGCUUCCCCUUACCCAGCAUGCAUCAUGCCAGAGAAUCAGACCACAGCUAGGACUAUGGAUUCAUGAGUUGGCCUCCAUGAUGAGAGGAACCACAGUCUGGUUAGGCUGUUUGUAUAUUAAGACUUCCUCCUAUGAUCCUUUUACUUUUGUUUACUCUGUGACUGAGCUGAACUACCAAUUGUUUGGUUUUUCUAGACGUUGAGAGAUGCAUGAAUGUAUGUAGGAGGUCAUUCAGUUUCUGCAAUUUCCUUUAAUAGUUCCGUUCUUUUUUUUUUUUUUUUACUUUCUCCCCUAUCAACCAAGCUUGUAGAACGUACUGUAUUUACCUUUUUAUAGAAAGAGAGAGAGCGAGAGAGAUCUACUAACAAGGUUGAGUUGCCAAUUGUUUGUUUUUGUUUUGCUAAAGAGAAAAAGUAAAAUAGGAUAUGGGAAAAAAACGUGUAGGACAGAACAUUGCCUAUUUUUUCAUUUUUGAUAAGGACUUAAGUGCUGAAUUUGUGUAGGGAACGGGGAGCUUUAAGAGAGAUUAUGGUGCUAUGUAAGGUCACUUUGAAGCAGGCCCAUGUUUGGUGACUUCAUAUAUCUGAGGUGUUCUUAACUGGGAUUUUUUUUUUUCUUACUUUCUGGUACUGGCACAUUUUAAAGCAUUUCCCGCAUCUCCAAGAAAAUUUAAAAUCCUGUCUAGAGAAUGUUUCAGUACUCGUCUGGCUGUUUAAGUACUGUGUUUUGUUCUUUUAGCAUCACACUGAGGUAUAGAGGGUGCCAAAAAAAACACCCACUACUGUUGUGGUGCCAAGGUAUGUAAACGGCUCCCAUCUACACACUGUAAAAGCAUCACCUCAAACAGGACUCAGCAGUGCCACUUAUGGAAUGCCAUUCGACGGAUGGCCUCCAUUUUGAUGGCACAGAUCCGAUCUGCAGCAUGGUGUGCCUAAGGGAGAAGGGGAGGGGGGUAGUUGGCUGGCAAGGAAUCGGUGUGUGUCUGUCGCCAUCUGGCGUUUUGUAUUGUAAUUGUGGUUUACCUUGGUGCUCUGCUUGCCCACCACCUCUAGAGGGCACUACAUGUUAACGGGAAAAGUGGCACUGGAUUGGAAUGGUUGCCUUUAUGAUCAAAGUAUGUGAUUUUGUUUUUUUAUUUUGUUUUUUUAAACCCUAGUUGUGCUCUCAUUAUCUGAGUUUCAGAUUAUGUGUCAUACUUAAAGGACAUCUUCCAAAUGACCCACGCAAGUCAAUCCAAAGUGAGCUUGGGUGGUCCUGUUCAACCAUUGUGUGUGAGUGUGUAUGUGAGAAGCCGAGAUUUCUCAUCAAAAAAAGAUGACAUUUCCACAUGUCUGCACCUUCCUUCCUCUGCACUCAAGAGAAGCACCUUUUUUAGGGGGGGGUUAGGGCUCCGGUAAGGAUGUCCACCCCCUCCUGGCACCUUGCAAUCACUCCGUGUGUGGAGAGCAGGGGAAGGUCAGGCUGCCUAGGCUAGCCUGGGUUUGGCUGUAACUGAGUGAAUGUUUCGAUUUGGGGAUUUUUCAUCACAUUUUUAUUUUUUAUUUUUACAUUUUGUGUUUCUAAAAGCAUCUUAUCAAUGUCCAAAAGUAAGGCAGGCCCUUUUAAAUGGGAAUGUUGCAUGUAUUGAGGCUGAAUGAUCUGAUGGCGACUGAGGUAUUACGCAAAAACUUGAGAGAGAAGGGGAUGUAAGGAGGAAAAGGGUUGGAGCUGACCAUUGUUCUACCUCUCUCUCAUUUUCAAACUGCAGUCAUUUGGGUCUUUUCUUUCACCUCUGACCUCUGCUCUUCCACGGAUGCCCUUGAGCAGAGGUUUUGGCAGAACCCUUUGCAGACAUCCACACAUCAUGUGUGGAAUUGUCCCUUUGCAGCCAGGGGUGUCUUUCACUGACGCGUACUAAGGUAUGCUCAAGAUUGUGUGACUGUUUGUGUGUGUGUGUGUGUGUGUGUAUAUAGCACGUUUUGCAUUGUUCUGCUAGCACCUCACCUGUCUGGGUUGGGAGCCAUAGCUAGGUUAACCCCUGAUGUGCUAAACAUGCACGCAGUACAUUGAACAUCCUAGGGCAGUUUCACAGCAACACACAGCAGCAGCAUCUUGUGUGCUGGUAUGCUACAGAAUGGAAACGGCAGUUUCAAGAAGUGAAUGGUAGUGUUAUCAAACCAACUUCAGUCGGACUACAGGAAAAUCCAAAAACAGCUUGCUGAAGCACACUGACAGACAGGGCAAAAAUAAAAAUAUGGGGUGUUAUUUUUUUUUUGUUCGUUUUUUUGUUUUUGUUUUUGUUUUUGUAAGAUGCAACCUCUCUGGUGGUGUCUUUGGGGUCAGUAGAUCCCAAAUUCACUCUUUAUACAAACAUAGAGAUAUACAUAUAUAUAUAUAUAUAUACUGUAUAUUAUACAUAGAAGCACUACUGAAGUUUGAUUGUUCAUUGUGCACUCACAGCAUGAAGUGUAAGCCAGAAACCACGCUUUUGGAAACCAAUGCAGUGGCGUCUGCUGAUGUCAAAGAGCCCCCACCCCCAAAAUACACCGU
This is a messenger RNA of Alosa alosa (allis shad), 7839 nucleotides long. It is a transcript of the gene nacc1a, whose product is annotated as nucleus accumbens-associated protein 1. Gene Ontology annotation, biological process: regulation of transcription by RNA polymerase II. NCBI's taxonomy places the organism in Eukaryota, Metazoa, Chordata, Actinopteri, Clupeiformes, Clupeidae. The record is from RefSeq and is a predicted model, not a curated record. The transcript is spliced from 6 exons. Gene Ontology annotation, molecular function: protein binding; RNA polymerase II cis-regulatory region sequence-specific DNA binding; DNA-binding transcription factor activity, RNA polymerase II-specific. The coding region runs from base 119 to 1852 and encodes 577 amino acids.